This is a messenger RNA of Durusdinium trenchii, 1999 nucleotides long. Lineage: Eukaryota; Dinophyceae; Suessiales; Symbiodiniaceae. The record is from the annotation of a GenBank genome assembly.
GGCAGAACGCAUGGCAGAACGCAGAAGGCCCUUUCCUUUGGAGCAGGUCAAACCAUGUAAAACCAUUGGGUCCCAGGGAUGGGACUUGGUGAAUCAAUCUGUCAACAUCAACAUCAGUCAACAUUCAUUAGGGCCUAUUAGGGCUCCAAAGCCGCCAAUGUGGCACCCAGAAGGCACUCCGAUAUCGAUGGAUGUGGCACCCACAAGGCACUCCGAUAUCGAUGGAUUUGGCUGAAGCUCUCACCGCUGAAAAUGGGAUUCGAUGUUGGGGGUCUGCCGCAUGAUGGAUAUGCCGGAGAUUCCAGAUGGGGGGUGUUAUAUAGACUUCUUAUGAUUUUUUAGUUCCACCCGGCAAACGAACCUACAUACCUCCAGUUCGCAGCUCUUGUGAUUCUAGAAUAAGAUGCGGUUUGCUGUGUGAACCCUCUGUGAAGAGAUAUGCAGUUGUUGAUUCUUGGACUCAUUUCAAGAUGCUCAAGUCUCUUUGAUCAUCUUGAAAUACCUCCAUCUGCAGUUCGGAGUGGUGAAACUCAGACAUCUUCGAUUCUGCGUCCGGCUCAAGAAGUGGACCGCGGACCGCGCUCACCAUGCUGGAGCGCGGGAACCCGCCGCGGAGCCCACUGUCCGACCGCGCUGCGCCCAAGGCGGCGUCGCUCCGGUCGCGCUAUUGGCGCCCAGGGGUUGUCCCGACCAUCCGCGCCCAGCAGAAAUGCCCGUCCUUCUUCCAUCCUGGGCUCUCCGCUGGGCUUCUUUUUCAAGUGCAUCGAGCUGUCUCGAGGAGGGCCAGCUCGGCGCAGCUCAGAGCGCACGAAGCGCGCGGAGUGGAGGUGUGGCGUCGCUUGCCGCUGGAGGCUCCGCCCAACAUGGAUGCGAUUUUGCGAAAUCGCUACAACGACGUCGUCUACGAGGAGCUGGAUGACCUCGACUUGAGCCCCUUCCGCUCCUUGGCCGUGCUGCGUUUUCCGGUCCAUUGGGUGCCCCAGGUGGGUCAACUGCGGGACCAUGUGCUUCGCCUGGGUUCCACGCAGCACUUGGCCAUGCAGUUCGCGUUGGAAGAGCACGGUGGCUUUCUGGGUAUUGCAGUGGACAUCCCUCAGGCCCAAUAUUUGCCACGAGGCUGUGUGGGUGCCGAGGUGCUCCGCUUGACUGUGGAGGAGGAUGCCGUCCAUGUGACCUUGCGUGGGGUCAGCAUGCUCCUUCCCUUUGCAGGCUUCAAGUGUUCCGUUGGUUCCAACCUGAAUCCCGGAGCUUGGUUAGACACACCGAAGGUUCGUCUCGAAAGAAGAUGUGUCUCCGGCAGGACCGGAGAUUUCAACGAAUUUCACCAGAACCUGCCAGAAGCACCAAUGGACCAAAAGAAAGUGCUUGGAGUUGGAGGUCUUCCUAUUUGGCCUGCUGAAAGGCUACAGAACCUGUAGAUGAGGGAGACCCUCCAACAACUGGGUUUUGGUUGAUUCUUCUUCUUCUUAGGGAGGUCUCCCUAUUCUGGAUCUAAUGCGCCCCGCCUUGUUUGCCCGGGCGUUAUCCGGAGCCGCAGCUCAGGCUCCGGAUCAUUGAUCGCGUGGCCAUGCCAAACAAGGAUGGUGUCGUGCGACCCCUGAUGCAAGAGGUCUUGGAACAUACGGAGCUGGAACAGAGCGAGGGCCUGGAAGUCUUGCUGAAAGAGACCAAGGAGGUGGAACGGCUCUUUGAUCACUGCGGCCAGCUUCAGAAGGAGACGGGGAUCUUCGCAGCGGGAGACUUGUCCAAGAGCACGUUGCUCAGCUUGGCACAGACGGCCUCGGAGAACUUGAAGGAUGUGAAUCUCUGUGGUGUGCGCCACAGCGAGCAGCGAGGCCCUGUAGUGACCAGCCAUGCGGCGGUCUUUGCCUUCAGCGCGCAGAAGAAGGCCGACUUCCUCUGCGACCCCUUCAGCGCUUUGCGGCGGCUGCGCACGCUGCGGAAGUUCUUGUGCCUCAUGGACCGGGUGUUGACACCCAAGUUGCGAGUUUCUUAAAAA